GUGCGCUCCUCUUAACGCCCCGCGCAUCCUGCUCAUCCUCACCCUCCUCAUCCUCAUCCUGGUUAUCCUCCUCCUCCUCCUCCUCAUCAUCAUCAUCUCCAUCCCCAUCGCCGCCGCGGCGGUGUCCCGGAUCGCGCGGUGUUGAAGAGGAUUCCAGUCUGGUGACUCUUUCCUGAAGGAAUUCCAGUCUCCUGGGCCAUCACCUUCACCAAAAACCAUGGAGAAGUUCGUAUCAGACAAGCCUGUUCCUGUGUCAAAGAAUGGAAUCCCUACUCUUCCUCCCCAGAAGAAGCCAGAGACAAACUCGUGCCCUCAUGCAGCUGGCAAGUAUUGUCUCCCUGGUGGGGUGGAGAAUGAGAACUGCAAGAAUAAUGAGAAGGAAAGGCAGUGGAUCCGCCCUGAUACACCCAGCAAAUGCACGUGGAAGCUCGGGAAACCCCUCUCUGCCUCCCCACAUCAUCAUACCUCUCUGCCAGAGCCUCCAAAGAUCCUGCCAAACAUCCUGACUAAAGUUGGCAAUACACCUUUGGUGAGAAUCAACAAGAUUGGGAAGCACUUUGGACUCAAGUGUGAGCUCUUGGUCAAGUGCGAGUACUUCAAUGCCGGGGGCAGCGUCAAGGACCGCAUCAGCAUCAGGAUGGUGGAGGAUGCUGAGAAGGCUGGGAUCCUGAAGCCUGGGGACACAAUCAUAGAGCCAACCUCUGGAAACACAGGAAUUGGGCUGGCCUUGGCUGCGGCAGUGAAGGGUUACCGCUGUAUCAUCGUGAUGCCAGAGAAAAUGAGCAUGGAGAAGGUGGAUGUCCUGAGAGCUCUGGGCGCUGAGAUUGUGAGGACCCCAACUACUGCCAGAUUUGAUUCUCCUGAGUCUCACGUGGGAGUGGCGUGGAGGCUGAAGAACGAGAUCCCCAACGCACACAUCCUAGACCAGUACCGGAACCCCAGCAAUCCCCUGACACACUACGACACCACAGCUGAGGAGAUCCUGCAGCAGUGUGAUGGAAAGGUAGACAUGCUGGUGGCUACGGCUGGCACAGGAGGGACUAUCACUGGCGUCUCCAGAAAGCUAAAGGAGAAGUGUCCAGGCUGCAAAAUCAUAGGUGUGGAUCCUGAGGGCUCCAUCCUCGCUGCACCAGAAUCACUGAACAAGACUGACAAGACAACGUAUGAAGUGGAGGGAAUCGGAUAUGAUUUUGUCCCCACGGUGUUGGAUAGAUCUGCAGUGGACCAGUGGUACAAGAGCAAUGAUGAGGAGUCCUUUGCUUUGGCUCGCAUGCUGAUCCGAGAGGAGGGGCUGCUGUGCGGUGGCAGCUCAGGCAGCGCCAUGUCUGUGGCUGUGAAGGCAGCCAAGGAGCUGAAGGAGGGCCAGCGCUGUGUUGUCAUCUUACCUGACUCUAUCAGAAACUACAUGUCCAAGUUUUUGAGUGACAAAUGGAUGAUUCAGAAAGGGUUCAUGAAAGAAGAGGACCUUGGCAACAAACCCUGGUGGUGGAACAUCAGUGUUCAGGAGCUGAGCCUCUCUGCUCCCCUGACUGUGCUUCCAACUGUUACCUGUGCAAAGACUGUCGAAAUUCUCCGGGAGAAGGGAUUCGACCAGGUACCAGUUGUUGAUGAAUCUGGGGUGAUUUUGGGCAUGGUUACCCUGGGUAACAUGCUUUCCUCGCUGCUUGCUGGAAAAGUUCAGCCUUCUGAUGAAGUCAGAAAAGUAAUCUACAAGCAAUUUCAACAGAUUAACCUGAAAGACAACUUGGGGAAGCUCUCUCAUAUCCUGGAAAUAGACCACUUUGCUCUAGUGGUUCAUGAGCAGAUUCAGUAUCACACUGAUGGCGCCUCCAGCAAGAGGCAGAUGGUGUUUGGCAUCGUCACAGCCAUCGACCUGCUGAACUUCGUGACCGCACGAGAGCGGGAGAGGAAAUCCAACUAAGGCCAGCGUUUUGCAGUCUCCAACAAAGAAUCAGGUUUAUUUCUCGAGUAAAAUGGCCUUAAGUAGAAUGGUCUUAGGGGGUGUUUUUUGAUGUGUGUUUUGGUUUUUUGGUGUUUUUUUUUUGUUUGUUUUUUUUAUUUUUUAAUUCUGAAAAUAAGCAGUUAGCUAUCCCGGUGUCAGCUCUGCAGCCAGUGUGUCCUGCUGUAUUGCACAGCUUCCGGGGACUUGUUUCUUAAUCAGCUUACACAAUGUUUCUUAUCAAGACAAUUUUAUUUUUUUACAUAUAUAUAUAUAUAUAUGUGUAUACGUCUGUAAAAAAUAUUGCCUAAAUUAACUGGUGUGUCCCUUGUCACGUCUAAAGUCUGGCUUUCGAAAACAUUGAUUCAUAACAUGUGUUGAAAUAAAGAGUUCAUGAGGCAGAGGCUCCAGAGGGCUCUGGAAAGUUUCAGAUAAGUUUCUCCACGCAGAGGUGUUAAGGUAGAUGUUGCCUGAUUGUGGAGACAAAAAUGGGACCUGGGAGACAGGGAGAAGAAAGGAGGGUUUCCCUUUGGGUGGCAUCAGUGUAAAACAAGAGGAAAUCCUAGGGGCUGGAGUUGAGACUCGCUUCAGCCAUCUGCUUUUGAGGAAAAACUGGAUUGAGUAGAAACGCGGCAGUGAAGUGACAACCAUAAACUAGUGGGUUUGUUUUGCAUGGUGCACCAGCUUCCCCUGCCAAGACAGACCUAUUUUUUUUUUUCCAGUGGCACCCUGAUAAGUAAACACAAGUGGAAAGAUUUAAAAGGAUCAAGCUUCUUGCCUGAAGGCUUUUUUAAAUCGCACUGUUUCAUCUAUUAUCUUCCCCUUGCCUCUCCACCUCCUCAUUUUAAAGAGUAGCUUCUGUAGUUGUUCUUGACCUUCAUAAAGAUGAUGCCCUGAUCAUCAAGAGUGACAUUUUUCUUGGCUUGUCUCUCCACUCGAGUUAAAGAAAACCCAGUUGUUUAGGAUGGGGCUAUUGCUGGUAGGAUAGCAAAGUUGGCUUUGUUAAAAAAGAAACCAAACAAAAAAAAAAGAACCAAACCAAAAACUGAAAGGAGUUGUGAAUCAGCCAAGAGAAAACAAAGGGAUUAUUAAAAAAAUCACAGCUACUGAAGCACUCUACCUGGGUAAUGGAGGAGGGAGGUGAUCCAAAGGGAAGCCAGAGCUCAAAGCCAAAGAAGUGACACCAGGGAUCGUGUCCCCCUGCCAGCAGUGACAGCCUCGUUUGUUUUCUUGCUGCUUCUCUCUCACCUUAAAUUUGUGUAUGUUAUGAACUUUGCUGCAAUCAUAGAAAGCCUCAGACUGAUUUCUGAUUACUCCUUGGUGCCAUGCUGCUGAAUGCUGAGUUUAUUCUGCCCUUGUUCAAUUUAUUUCCUUAGACAUUGGCUACCCCUUCAGAAUAGGGCUAUUGCUGAAUUAACCUGACCCAUACUUACCCUUAACUGUAGUUUAACAAUUAAAUUCAUAUACCUCUCUAAGAUACAAGACAAUUUUUCUUAAGGCUCUGGAAUAAACUGAUAAAAAGUCUAAAAAUAUACAAGUUCAAUAAUAAUUGGUUCUAAAGUGUGGUUGAUUUCUUAAUUAUUUUUCCCCUUUCUGCUGUGCAGUGAUUUCUCUCUCACUGUUCCCCCUUACUGUGGAAGGCUGAGCUGUGAGUAUCAGUGUGUGUUACCUGCAUGUUAAAACCACUCUUUUCAAGCCUGUGUUAGCUUUUCUGGGCUGAACAGCUCUGUCCUACCUCUGUUGCUGCUUGGCAGAGCCUCAUAACUCAGCUUUCAAACUGUGUUUUUCAGCUACUUCACAGAGGGUCAUAAAUAACUUACAGCAGUUAAGGGCAGGGUGUUUGAUUCUGGAGCUUCUGGCAUCCUUUUUUCCCAGUGUUGAGGGUCUGUGUGAGUGGUCAGUUGUACCCCUGGAGACAUCAGUAUUUCAGCCAAGCUUCUAAACCCCUCUCCCAGUUACUUCAAAUACUGUUGCCAGAUGCAUUUCCAUGUCUAUCCUUCAUUCACAGGGAAGAUCAGGAGACUUAUUUCUUUGAUUACUUGUAUUUUUCACUUCAUCCUUUGAUUCCCACCCUGGAAAGAGAACCUGUGCACUUCACUAGAUGAUACAACCCAAAGUGUUUGCCGCAAUCGUAGCUGUCACUGCUGCUAAAUUUUGGCACUGUUGUUGCUUUUGAAUGUUUACUUUACUGACUUUUAUCUGAUUCUCGCCCUGCCUCCCCCCCAGAUUUUCCAUCUGACCUUUGCUGACGGCAGCAGGGAGGGAGGUGCUUGAGUAGUUGGGGUUUUUCCUUUUUCCCUGUAGAAGCUCCAUGUCCCAACCUAACUGAAUUCAGCAAGAAAUGUGAGGAAGGCAGAAGGAGGUUCCCAAAGUUGCUUUUCAGAACAGCACCACAAGAAGCAUGUUGGAGGUGGGCCAGAAAAUCAGUGGGCAAGAAAGAAGUGUGAAGGUUUGAGUCUGUUUUUAUUAGUUUACUGUUCAUACCUCAAUCUCAAUAGUGUAAUGAAAACAGGCAGUAUUGUGGACUGAGAAAUAAGGGGUGGUUAGAACUUGUAGGGCAGAGGGGAUGUGAGUCUAGAGCAAUCCAAAUAAGCCAAAGGAUCCAAGGAAAUCCACCUGCUCCCCUCUGCCCCUGUGGUUUGUUAAGAAGAGGGGCUAUCUCCUGUUCUACACUGGCACAAGGAGGAAAAGGCAGGCACCAGCCCCUCUUACUCACAGUAGCAACCCUGUCUGACCAGAGGAAUUGGGGAAGUAAAUGGAGUUGCUGAAUGACUGAAAAACUUUCCAGAGCUCUUUCCCCUAGCAGGGACGAAGGCAGCAAAGAGAAGGGGACAGGGAAUCCUGCAGGGCUGAAGUUCCCCUGCAAAACUUUGUAUAAGUGUGAUGCAUUUUUGCAUGUCUGAGAACCUCAUUGCUGGCCUGGUCCUGGUUGGUCAUGGUAGGGCUGCAUGAAACACUGGGCUCAUCUUUGUUUCAAGUGUUCUGAGGACCAAGAAAGACACUGCAGUUUGUUCAGUCUUUAACCUGAAGCUUAAGGCCAGAGCUUGAACAGAACUGUAUUAAUAAUUUUUUUUCUGAAGUGUGUGCCUUGCAUCUUCUGUUUACCUGUGCUGGUUAUGCAAGUGCUGACUAAACCUGAGAACUAUUUUGCACGUGGAUAUUUGUAUUUAUGCUGUAUUUGUGUGUCACUGUAAGAGAAUGUCAGUCCUUGUGGUCUAAUGCUGGCUCUGCGAUAAUGCUUUUAUUUUCUCACCUGAAGACAAUUAUCCAGUAAAAUCUGUACAAUAUUUUGCAAGCAGUUAUCAGGCAAUGACUCAAGGAUCAUGUUGAAGUUAUGUGCAGUGUUAUUUCCCACUUCUUGCACAAGCUGUGGCUGGCUCUAGAGCUCUGGCUCGCAGAGGUUCCUCUAAGCAGCCAGACCAGUCUCAUCUGCCCACCAAGCUCAUUUCUGAAAACUUCUGCUUGCUGUUACGAAUUCCACACAACACUCACUGUCAGGAGCUGCCUUGUCCCUGUCAUCCAGCAGCCUUUCUUACUGUGCAGCAUCAACACACCACUACGACAAAGGGAAGAAUUCUUAUGCUUUAAGGAGCUGGGGGAAAAAAAAAAAAAUCUAUACUUUGAGCUGUAUUUAUUGCACAAAUGUUCACAAACAUACAAUAAAAACCUGUUUGAUUGCAGAAUGA
This is a messenger RNA of Myiozetetes cayanensis, 5625 nucleotides long. Its product is annotated as cystathionine beta-synthase-like protein. Gene Ontology annotation, molecular function: cysteine synthase activity; cystathionine beta-synthase activity. The transcript has 17 exons. Bases 218 to 1921 code for a protein of 567 amino acids. NCBI's taxonomy places the organism in Eukaryota, Metazoa, Chordata, Aves, Passeriformes, Tyrannidae. The record is from RefSeq and is a predicted model, not a curated record. Gene Ontology annotation, cellular component: cytoplasm.